Molecule: messenger RNA, 261 nt
Organism: Arabis nemorensis
Lineage: Eukaryota; Viridiplantae; Streptophyta; Magnoliopsida; Brassicales; Brassicaceae
Source: the annotation of a GenBank genome assembly
AUGGAAGCCGAUGUGUGUUCUUUGUAUCGUUGCAGUGUGUUCAUUACCGAUGGGGAUCCUCAGCCAGGAGCAUUGGUUGGACGUAUGUCAUUUCAGUCUUUUAAUCCUUCUAUCGAGAAACUGAACGAAGAGGCAUUAAACGGUCAAAGAACAGAUGGUUUCAUUGCAAGUUGUAGCAGUAAAGAAGCAAAAAUGUCUUUAAGGAAAAUUCAUCUACCCAAGGGUACUCAUUGCCCUCAGCUUCUGAGUAAGGAGGCCUAA